AUGAAGAAGCACUUCAUGCUCCCAAGAAAUCCUCUCAGGGAUGCAGAACUCGCUUCUUCCUCCACCCCAACCCCCACUCCUAGCUCCGCCAAAUCCCGCCCCUCUCGCAAACACAAACACUCCAAGGAGAACGACCCUCCCGCCGAUCCCAAUCUCGCCGCUCCUUCCCCGGCCAAGUUCAAGAGCCCCUUGCCACCAAGACCCCCUCCUUCCAACCCUCUCAAACGCAAGCUCGCCAUCGCCGCCGAUGCCCUAACCGAUAAUUGCCCCCCCGCACCCUCCGAUUCCGGCGUCAAGGUUAUUGUGAGGAUGAGGCCGCUCUGUCCUGACAAGGACGAAGGAGAUCCCACUGUUCAGAAGGUCUCCAAUGAUUCGUUGUCCAUCAAUGGCCACAACUUCACCUUCGACUCCCUGGAUAUUUUCCAACAUGUUGGUGUGCCACUGGUGGAGCAUUGCUUGGCUGGUUUCAAUAGUUCAGUUUUUGCGUAUGGACAGACGGGGAGUGGAAAGACUUAUACAAUGUGGGGUCCUGCCAAUUGUUUGUUGGAAGAAAAUGAUCAGCAAGGACUUGCACCUCGUGUUUUUCAGCAAUUAUUUGCACGUAUAAAUGAAGAGCAAAUUAAGCAUUCUGACAAACAACUCAACUAUCAGUGCAACUGCUCUUUUCUUGAGAUAUACAAUGAGCAAAUCAUGGAUCUAUUGGAUCCAAAUCAGAAAAACCUACAGAUUCGAGAAGAUGUCAAAUCUGGUGUCUAUGUUGAAAAUCUUACAGAGGAGCACGUGUCUUCAAUGAAGGAUGUAACUCAGCUUUUAAUAAAGGGAUUGUCGAACAGGAGAACUGGUGCAACCAGUAUAAAUUCGGAGAGUUCCCGCUCGCACACUGUUUUUAUUUGUGUUGUUGAAUCUCGAUGCAAGAGUGCAGCAGAUGGUGUGAGCAGAUUUAAAACAAGUAGGAUCAAUCUUGUUGAUCUAGCUGGGUCAGAACGACAAAAAUCAACAGGUGCUGCAGGAGAGCGAUUGAAAGAAGCUGGGAAUAUUAACAGAUCACUCUCACAGCUUGGGAAUUUGAUAAAUAUUCUUGCGGAAGUCUCUCAAACAGGAAAGCAGCGGCAUAUACCAUAUAGAGAUUCGAGGUUGACAUUUUUGUUACAGGAGUCUCUAGGAGGAAAUGCAAAAUUAGCAAUGAUUUGUGCUAUUUCACCUGCACAAAGGAGUGAAACAUUCAGUACACUGAGAUUUGCACAACGUGCCAAAGCUAUCAAGAACAAGGCUGUUGUUAAUGAAGUUAUGGAAGAAGAUGUGAAGCACUUGCGACAAGUGAUUCGGCAACUAAGGGAUGAGCUUCAUCGAAUUAAAGCAAAUGGUUACAACCCAAUGGACUCAAGUGGAGGUCAUUCAGCUGCUUGGAUCCGAAGAAGCUUGAGUUUAUUACAAUCAAGCCUCAAUCGACCACCACCAUUAUCCUGUCUUGAUGAAGAUGGUGAUGAGGAGAUGGAGAUCGAUGAGGAUGGUGUGGAGGACCAUGAUGAAAUAUCCUGCAAUGCCAAUAUGCUGAGUAAUUGUAAAACUCGAGCUGAUAAUGACAGUGAAAUGAACACUGAUGAUCAGGAUUUUGCUCAUCCUAGUGGGGAGAAAAAUAUACCAGAUUGCUCUGGCAGUAAAAGUCUUGAUGAAGAACCAUCCUGUGCAAUGGUACAAAACAGUUUCUCUUGUCAUAUGGGUGAGUCUGACAUUGGAGGUUUUGCUGGUUUUUCAGCCUUAGAUGUGCCAACCGAUUCACCUAGUGGUGCAGCCUUGAAUUGUGUCUCACCUGCCGGCCUCAGCAUACUUCAGUGUGAUUUAUCCCCAAUCCUUAAAUCUCCAGCUCCUAGUGUUUCACCUAGAAUCAGCACCGGCAGAAAAAGUUUGAGGACGUCAACAGGGUUGUCACCUUCUGAAAAUGAUCUUCAUGUUGAAAAAGAUUUCAGCUUAAAAACUAGCAAUAAGAAACGCUCAUACUCCGCCUGUUCUACUCAGACAGUUCCUAAUUUCCUAAGUAAUACUGAAAAUUUAGCAGCAAGCAUACGCCAUGGUCUUGAAAUUAUUGAUAGUUACCGAUGCAAUUCAGCCGUGAGGCACUCAGCAUAUAGGUUUUCAUUACGGCCAAGAGAAUCUAGAUUAAUUUUUCUAGCUGAUAAAGUUGAUGUGGGCCUGCAGACUUCACUUGAUGAUUAUGUUGGAGAAGAUUUAUUCAUCUGUAGUUAUUGUAAAAGCAGAGAGCAACUUGAUGUCAAGGAGACUGACAAUAACUCAAACCUACAGUUGGUACCUUUUGAUUGCCCUGAGUCUGCUGAUAAGCCAAAGAAACAAGUACUGAAAGCAGUAGAAAAGGUUUUAGCAGGAUCUAUAAGGAGAGAAAUGGCGCUUGAAGAGCUUUGUGCCAAGCAGACUUCUGACAUAAUGCAGCUUAAUCGCCUGGUGGAGCAGUACAGGCAUGAGAGGGAAUGCGAUGCUAUAAUUUCACAGACACGGGAAGAAAAGAUUCUUCGUCUUGAGAGCCUCAUGGAUGGUAUUUUACCCACUGAAGAGUUCAUGGAGAAAGAACUAGUGGCUCUAAACCAUGAACACAAGAUCUUAAAGGAGAAGUACGAGAAUCAUCCAGAAGUUUUAAAGAUGAAGAUAGAGUUGAAAUCUGUGCAAGAUGAACUAGAAAAGUAUCAAAAUUUGUACAAAUUUGGGGAGAGAGAAGUACUGAUGGAAGAGAUACAAAGUUUAAGAAGCCAGCUUCAACUUUAUAUUGACUCUUCAUCCACAUCAGCAACCCUCACUGGCAUUCCAGAGAGAGAUGAGACAAAUGAAAUUUUAACAUCAUCCAAGAACGAUAUCGAACCAAAUGGAAUACUGGCAUCAUCCAAGAACGAUAAUGAAAAUGAAAUUCUAGCACAAUUUGAACAAGAAAGAAUUAAAUGGAAAGAAGCAGAAAGCAGGUGGAUUUCUCAUUCUGAAGAACUGAAAAAUGAGCUUGAAAAUAGCAGGUUGCUAUCUGAAAAGUGGAAGCGGGAAUUAGAUGAUGAGAGGCAGUGUACUCAGGAACUUCAGGAAGCCAUGCACAUGGCUAUAGAAGGGCAUGCAAGACUUUUAGAACAAUAUGCAGAUUUGGAAGAGAAACACAUCCAUUUGCUCUCAAGGCAUAGACAGAUCCAAGAAGGAAUUGGGGAUGUCAAGAAAGCGGCUUCCAAAGCAGGAGUAAGAGGUGCAGAGUCUAAAUUCAUAAAUGCCCUUGCUGCUGAAAUUUCAGCUUUAAAAGCUGAAAGAGAAAUAGAACGGAAAAUCUUAAAGGAUGAAAAUAAAGGGCUUCAGUCCCAGUUGAAGGACACUGCAGAAGCAGUACAAGCUGCUGGUGAACUGCUUUUGCGGCUUGAAGAGGCUGAAGAAGCUAUCGCUACUGCACAGAAACGGGCUGUGGAUGCAGAACAGGAAGCUGCCAAGGCCUACAAACAAAUUGAAGAGUUGAAGAAGAAACAUGAGAAGGAGAUUAUCACACUUAAUGAGCUCCUUGCAGAAGCACGUUUGCCGAAGGAAUCUGUACGACCAACUUAUGAUGACGAUGUUGUCAUGCCCAGUUAUAACGACGACGACGACUCAAAGGAGCCAAACAGUGUUAAUAAUAAUAGUAAAGCAGAGGAUGGCGAGCUUGCCAAACUAGCAGAACCAUCAUGGUUCUCUGGUUACGAUAAAUGUAACGUAUAA
This is a messenger RNA of Sphenostylis stenocarpa, 3729 nucleotides long. The record is from the annotation of a GenBank genome assembly. NCBI's taxonomy places the organism in Eukaryota, Viridiplantae, Streptophyta, Magnoliopsida, Fabales, Fabaceae.